Molecule: messenger RNA, 783 nt
Organism: Cladophialophora carrionii CBS 160.54
Lineage: Eukaryota; Fungi; Ascomycota; Eurotiomycetes; Chaetothyriales; Herpotrichiellaceae
Product: pyrimidine 5'-nucleotidase
Exons: 1
Coding region: 1-783 (260 amino acids)
Biological process (GO): nucleotide catabolic process; pyrimidine nucleobase metabolic process
Molecular function (GO): nucleotidase activity
Source: RefSeq, a predicted model, not a curated record
AUGGGUUCCAUACACAUCCACCCCUCAGCCCGACCCUCAGCCGAACCUCCAGCCGGCGCCGACACCGACAACGACGCUGACGUGACCGGGCACCACGACACGCGGGCCGUCUUCUUCUUCGACAUCGACAACUGCCUGUACGCCAAGUCGCGCAAAGUGCACGACCACAUGGCGCGGCUGAUCAACCAGUACUUCACGACGCACCUGGACGUGACGGCCGAGGAAGCCACGCACCUGCACCAAAAGUACUACCAGGACUACGGGCUGGCGAUCGAGGGCCUGGCGCGCUUCCACAAGAUCGACCCGCUGGACUUUAACCGCGAGGUCGACGACGCGCUGCCGCUGGACGAGCUGCUCGAGCCGCACCCGGAAACGCGCGCGCUGCUGCAGCGGUUCGACCCGGCAAAAGUCAAGCUGUGGCUGUUUACCAACGCCCACGUCACGCACGGCCGCCGCGUCGUGCGCCUGCUGGGUAUCGACGACCUGUUCGAGGGCAUCACCUACUGCGACUAUGCGCGCGUGCCGCUGGUGCCCAAGCCGUUGCCCGAGAUGUUUGCCAAGGCCGAGCGCGAGGCCGGCGUGUCUGUCCACACGCCCGCCGUCUAUUUUGUCGACGACUCGUUUCUCAACUGUCGCGCCGCUUACGCGCGCGGCUGGACCAACACGGUGCAUCUCGUCGAAAAGGGCGUGCCGGAGCCGGCCGAGAAGGCGAGCAAGUACCAGAUCAGCCAUCUCUCACAGCUCUUGGAUCUGUUUCCGGAGCUGCUGAAGACCGACACAUAA